This is a messenger RNA of Fusarium oxysporum Fo47, 2586 nucleotides long. RefSeq lists its product as uncharacterized. Lineage: Eukaryota; Fungi; Ascomycota; Sordariomycetes; Hypocreales; Nectriaceae. Bases 1 to 2586 code for a protein of 861 amino acids. The record is from RefSeq and is a predicted model, not a curated record. The transcript has a single exon.
AUGUCGGCACGAAGCGCAUACGCGCGCAAGAAAACAACACAAGCGAAAAAUAAGGACCCAGUCAUACAUGGACGCGCUCAAUCUGUAGCCACUUCAUCAAGUGGUGAAGAGCUUUUUACUGACCAUUCGAUACCGCCCAAUAUCCCAACCCCCAUUGCGGCUCGAUUUCCGCAAAUACAGCAAAAUGCUUCGAUGCCAAUGGGAAACAGGGGAGAUUGGACCCCAAGAGGAAGACCAAUGAUGGCGCCAGAUUGGAAUCGGGAUGCGUAUACGAGUAAUCAAUAUGCCGAGGAAUGGGUUCAUAACAAACCGAGGAGAGCGACACUGCCAGAUGAGUAUGGGACUAUUGAGAGGAGUGGACUACGAACAAUGCUCGACAAGCGAAGUGACGAUGUACGAAAGACAAUAGCGAAGACGUUCACAUUCCGAAAGAAGGAAAAGGAAGAGGAACCGAUCGAUCAAGACAGCAAUGGAAGCCGACCAAGCGUGGAAACACUGCAACCGACCGUCAUGCCGAGUCCUAGUCCCAAUGAGAGCAGCGGCUGGGACUCACAAUCUGUGGCUCGAACAGAUACGACUUUGACUUCGACAUCUUCUUAUGCAGCGUCUCAAAACCAGAUGCCGUUGACGCCAACAUCACAACUCUCAUUUGGUCUACCUCCCGUUGGACCACCACCAACCAGCAAACUGCCUCCGAUUCCACAGGUGCCUUCUGCACCACCACCGCAGAUCAGACGUUGGUGUGGAGGAGGACGGCCUAUCACAAAGUGGAACAAGCUUCGGAAAGACCCAGAGCUUUGGGAUCCUAACGGAGAUGUUCUGAUCUACCUUGGGAAGAAAGGCCAGAGCUUGCCGUCGAUGCGCGUUUCGUCUCAUAUCAUCGAAGCUAUCAACAGUCGAUAUCUCAUCUCUCUUCUGGAUGAGGGUUUGAUUGAUGGAUAUCUGCAUUCUCCACCUUCACCAAACACUGAAUCCUAUGGAAGAAAGCUUGGUCAAGAAUUCCGGAAUUCACCACUAACACCGCCUGCAUCUGGACGCACCAGCAUUGGAGACAUGGGAGGACAAGUUCUUUAUGAGAUGCACUUCCCACCUCCGCAGAAUAUGAAGAGCAUCGAUCAGCUCCGUCAUCAGCUCACAACGCGCAACUUCUUUGCCCUGCUUCUCAACGCCUCAAUGGUGGGCUUGUCGCUACACGAAGCUCUAUCUGACCUUCACGUUAGACUGGAUAGCUACAUGCCCCCGAAUAACGACAACGUUGGCCAAUUGGUGCGGUAUCUCUAUAACCGAGAUCUCGACGACGUACGAAACAAUCCUGCCUUGGCGGUGUCACUCCUCAUCUGGUCAGAAGAGCCGGAUGUGCGGUGGGAGGAAGGAUGGAGGGAGUGCUUCACGCAUUGCGUGGGCAUGUUUGAUCUCGUGCAGAAGUACAAGGACUUCAAGCAGAUAAACACAAACACGAGAAAGCUUAUGGAGAUGGCGAGUCGCGAGAUGCAGUAUCGUGUUCAGGCUGCAGAGGAAAGGUUGGCUGGCUUCAGGUACCAAGACAUCUGGGCCUUCACUCCCAAGACGGGAUCGGAGAUGAGGGCGAUUGAGAGGUUGAAGGACAUGUUGUUACAGCAUUUUGAACAGGAAUAUGGAUCAUGGCCACCAUCACAGUCUGAUGGUCGAUCCGGACGAUCAGUCGGUUCCUCAAGACCCGAAACCUGGUUGACUCGGACGUUGGCUAUGAAGCUCCAAAGAGACUUUGGGGAGCUGUAUGAUUGCAUGGUCGACAGAGAUAUCGUUUGGGGUUCGUUGGAGAUCCAGUUUGGAAGCAGAUUGAUGAUGGUGUCAAAGAGCAAGAGGAGAGCCAUUGAUGCAGACACGAGGGAGAUGCACUUGACGGAUAUGCUUAUUGACUUUGACAACAAACAUCGGUUCCCUCAUAUUCCUCAUCCGUUUCCUCUACUGCCAGAAUCGACCUCAGCUGCUGGCUCGUUCCGAAGAGGCAUCGCAAAGACUCGAGGCGACCAAAUGAGCGCGCUGGAGGAAAGGAUACGACUUGCUUAUACUGAGAAUACCGGCUUCGAUGAACCGGAGAUCAAACUCUCCGACGCAUUUGAGCGCUUUGAGAAGACCGAUGACAUUGGAGACAUGGAUCCAGCUACUGCGAGACGUAGUCGCUGGAUUCUUAUAUACGGAAUCCUUCAGUCACUAGCCUCUGUGUCUGUUGACGAUGAGAAGGUCCAGUACAACGACAAGGUUGAUUAUCACUUGUGUCCAAGAUUAGAGGGAGCAAAGAUACCGCCAUGGAAACGAGGAACGAGCGAAGGCAUUGGUCAAGGAGCGCAUGAGAGAUCGUAUUGCUGGGUUGCAGAGGCAGAACGAGUUAUUGAGAGCGACGAGUAUGGAGACGAUGUUGAUAUGAGUCUGAUCAAUGAUUUCCCGAUUCAGCUAAACUCGCCCGGCGCCGCGGAGGACCGAAACACGGCGUCAGGUGGGUCUCUCGGCACGGGCUUCAUCAGCCCAAGAGUUCGAGAGAGGAUGCGGAGGAACCGAGAGAAUGAAAGUCCUGUAACGUCGGACUAUGGAUACACGUACACUUAA